Messenger RNA from Mucor velutinosus, 1272 nucleotides. RefSeq lists its product as uncharacterized. The transcript has 8 exons. The coding region runs from base 1 to 1272 and encodes 423 amino acids. NCBI's taxonomy places the organism in Eukaryota, Fungi, Mucoromycota, Mucoromycetes, Mucorales, Mucoraceae. Gene Ontology annotation, cellular component: Golgi apparatus. The record is from RefSeq and is a predicted model, not a curated record.
AUGAAUAAUGAAUCAUCACCGGAACCUCGUCAUUUCCUGAUAAGAAUGCUCAGUCUAUCGAAAAAACGAAUCCAGGAAUCAAAAUACACCAGAGUUUUUACAAUCCUAAUUGUCCUGACGACUUUUAUUUGCAUUGUUCUAGAGAGUGUAAUUGUGAACUCUCAUGUUAAAGUAUACCAAGAUUUGAUCAAUAACCAGUCGAUACAAGAUGUGCCAAGCACUUCCGUUGAUCCUGACAAAAAGCUAGUGGAAAACGAUGCAGACGCAAAGAUCAUGCUCAUCGCACUCGGCCUACGACGACUCAAGAACGAAAACGUAUUCUUCAUUCUCUUCUCAUUGUUUCAAUUUGUCUUGGGAAUGGAUGCCAUUGUUCGACAAAGUGUGAUCCAGCUUGUGGCUCAUACCGUAAAUCAAGUCUUGUUGGUCGUUUUUGCAGCCAUUCAAGUAGGAGGCACCAUCUACAAACAUUUAGAUGUGAAAAACGACAUUCCGCCACCAGAGGACACUGAUGUCUCCUGGAACUUUAAUUUCGCACUUCGUAAUGAAGUGGGGCUUGUUUCAGUCAUGUUCCUUCUAUCGAUGUUAUUCAUGUAUCUCUGCUGGAAGCUAUACAAGCAAUUUGGAUGGAAUAUCUACAAACGAAUUGGGGCAGACAUUGAGCAGCAAGCCCGAUUCAAGUUGACACAAAUUUUCUUCUUGAUCCUUAAAUUAGACGCAUUCUUUCAUUUCGUUCUGUGUGUAUUCUAUGCUGUCGUCAUGUCACAGGAAAGAUACUAUUCUCUUUGGGGCGUUAUAAAUCGAAAGUUCAUAGGCUACAUUAUUCAUAUUAUAUUAACUGUUCUAUUGAUUCCCGGCUUACUAUUUGCACGACGCGGAGUGAUUACGGAAAGCAAGACAAUUAUGAUGGUCUUUCUAGUAACACAGAUCAUUAUGGGCCUGGAUUUCAUUUUGAUCUUGGUGGAUAGUGCAGGAUCUUGGGUUUUCUGGAUUUUGGCAGUAUGCUUGGCUAUUAUCUUGUGUAUUUCUACCAUUGUAUUGGAUAUACUGGUAUGUCGCAACUUUGGCAAGGGAUUGAAACCAUACUUGAAACGACUAUUCAUUGAAGAAAACGACAAACCACAAUAUCAACCCAGUGGCAACAAUGCAGCAUUACUAAAGACCAAUGAAUGGAUGAUUGAUGAUGAGGACGAUUAUCCAAUGGCACAGACCAACAAACCUUCAUCAGCCUAUAUUAGCCACAACAACAAUAACAGCUCUGGCUAUAUCGCCUAA